UGGGCUCGUCCACCUAGUGCUUUCUUCACAGACGCCUGUAUGAUAAUCCCAAUCUGUGGCCAUUAGUGCACUGAGAGAACAAGCAAGGAGAGGGUUCAGCAGGGGGGAGAGAGAGAGAGAGAGAGAGUGAGGGAAUGAGGGGGGGAGUGCCUGGACAGAGAUGCACGCAGAGGAAAAAGAAUGAGGGAGGGAGAGAGAGAGAGCUUUUAAGGGAUUUGGUAGUGAUUUGUAGAAUCUCACUGCUGUAAUGUUGCGCUUUUCCUCCACUUUUCCCUGAUUCUGCCAUGAUACCAUACUCCGAAGCCUCAAAAGUCAAUGUUUUCAUUUUGCCUUGAUAAACCACAACUGCUUCUUUUUUAGACCAUUGUUCUCAGUGUGUUGUGGCUAUUUUUGAGAGUGCACAGCGGCCGUCUGAGAUGAUAGAGGAUUUACUUUUGGUGAGGAGAGGAGAGCCCUUGCCUCUACAUACGUAAUCGCAUUUCGGACCACGGAUGGAGGCCUGUUUGGAAGAGCUCAUGUGAUGAAUAAAUUAAAGCCCGGUCAAUGAGGAAUGGGCAGGUGUCAAAGGUAGAGGGAGUGGCCCGGUGCUGUCAGUACCUCUACUGGUCAUCAUCAUGACUACAGAGCCCCACUCGUCCUAUCAGUGCUGCUGGCUUGGUUCACCUUCUAGAUACCAAACAUGGCUUCAGCUGAUCUGGGUACUGCUGGCGGGUAUCAUCCCCGGCUCAUGGGCCCAGCAGGGCACCCAGCCCCAGUCCAUCAAGAUCGAGGGCGACAUCACCUUGGGUGGGCUGUUCCCUGUGCACUCUCGGGGACCUGCCGGGGUGCCCUGCGGAGAGGUCAAGAGAGAAAAGGGGAUCCACCGAUUGGAGGCCAUGCUGUAUGCCUUGGACCAGAUCAACAGUGACCCGGACCUACUGCCUAACAUCACUCUGGGGGCCCGGAUCCUGGACACCUGCUCCAGAGACACCUACGCCCUGGAGCAGUCGCUCACCUUUGUCCAGGCCCUCAUUCAGAAGGACACCUCAGAUGUGCGAUGCUCAAACGGAGAGCCUCCUAUCAUUCCCAAACCAGAGAGGGUGGUCGGGGUGAUUGGAGCCUCUGGCAGCUCAGUGUCCAUCAUGGUGGCCAACGUACUCAGAUUGUUCGCGAUCCCACAGAUCAGCUAUGCCUCGACUGCUCCAGAGCUGAGCGACAACAGCCGCUAUGAAUUUUUCUCCCGUGUGGUGCCUCCUGACUCCUACCAGGCCCAGGCCAUGGUGGACAUAGUUAAGGCCAUGGGCUGGAACUAUGUCUCUACACUGGCCUCCGAGGGCAACUAUGGAGAGAGCGGUGUCGACGCCUUCCUCCAGAUAUCCAGAGAAGCAGGGGGGCUGUGUAUUGCACAAUCCAUAAAGAUUCCUCGAGAGCCCAGACCAGGGGAGUUUGAUAAGAUCAUCAAGAGACUGAUGGAGACUUCUAAUGCUCGUGGGGUCAUCAUCUUUGCCAAUGAGGAUGACAUCAAACGAGUUUUGCAGGCUGCCAAAAAGGCCAACCUGACAGGGCACUUCCUGUUUGUUGGCUCGGACAGUUGGGGAGCGAAGAACUCCCCCAUUCAAGACCAGGAGGAUGUGGCUGAGGGUGCUGUCACCAUCCUUCCCAAAAGAGCCUCUAUUGAUGGGUUCGACCAGUACUUCACUUCAAGAUCUCUAGAAAACAACAGAAGAAACAUCUGGUUCGCAGAAUUCUGGGAGGAUGACUUUAAGUGCAAACUAACCCGCCCGGGCAUAAAGUAUGAACUUGGUAGACGAAAAUGUACGGGUGAAGAAAGAAUCAGUCGAGACUCUCAGUACGAACAAGAAGGGAAGGUACAGUUUGUUAUUGAUGCUGUGUACGCCAUGGCGCACGCCUUACACAGCAUGCACAUGGACCUGUGUCCCGGCUCCAUGGGCGUCUGCGAGAAGAUGGACCCUGUGGAAGGACGGAUGCUCCUACAAUAUAUUCGCUCUGUCAACUUCAAUGGCAGCGCGGGAACUGGAGUGAUGUUCAAUGAAAAUGGAGACGCUCCUGGUCGUUAUGACAUCUUCCAGUACCAACUGUCUAAUGUCAGCAACCCUGGCUACAAGGUUAUUGGCCAAUGGACGAACCACCUCCGACUCAAUUCGGAGGAGAUGCAGUGGUCGGGUGGGGACCAUAAGAUCCCUGAGUCAGUGUGCAGCUUCCCCUGCGAACCUGGAGAGAGGAAAAAGAUGGUGAAGGGCGUUCCCUGCUGCUGGCACUGUGAGCUCUGCGAUGGCUACCAGUACCUGUUAGAUGAGUUCUCCUGCGACAUGUGCCCCUUCGACAUGAGACCCUUAAAGAACCGCACAGGCUGCCGACCCACGCCCAUCAUCAAGCUGGAGUGGAGCUCUCCCUGGGCCAUCAUCCCUGUCUUCCUGGCCAUCCUGGGUAUUCUGGCCACUACUGGCGUCAUCGUCACCUUCAUCCGCUUCAAUGACACGCCCAUCGUUCGGGCCUCAGGCAGAGAGCUCAGCUACGUGUUGCUGACAGGCAUUUUCCUCAUCUACCUCAUCACCUUCCUCAUGAUAGCUGAGCCAAGUAUUGCUGUGUGCGCCUUCCGCAGGCUGUUGCUGGGGCUCGGCAUGUGCAUCAGUUACUCUGCCAUGCUAACAAAGACCAACCGGAUCUACCGGAUCUUCGAGCAGGGCAAAAAGUCGGUCACGCCCCCAAAAUUCAUCAGUCCCACCUCUCAGCUGAUUAUCACCUUUAUACUCAUCUCAGUGCAGUUACUCGGGGUGUUCAUCUGGUUUGGUGUGAUGCCCCCCCAUACCAUCAUCGACUACGAGGAGCAGAAGCCCCCGAACCCAGAGUUCGCCCGUGGGGUCCUCAAGUGUGACAUGUCCGACCUGUCCCUCAUCUUAUGUCUGAGCUACAGUCUCGUACUGAUGAUCACCUGCACUGUGUACGCCAUCAAGAGCAGAGGAGUUCCUGAGACCUUCAACGAGGCCAAACCCAUCGGCUUCACCAUGUACACGACCUGCAUCAUCUGGCUGGCCUUUGUCCCCAUUUUCUUUGGCACAGCACAGUCUACAGAGAAGAUGUUCAUCCAGACCACCACCCUGACAGUGUCCAUGAGCCUGAGCGCCACGGUGUCCCUGGGCAUGCUCUACAUACCCAAGGUUUACGUCAUCAUCUUCCACCCGGAGCAGAAUGUCCAGAAGAGAAAGCGCAGCUUCAAAGCCGUGGUGCAGGCAGCCACCGUGUCCACGCACCUGUCCCAGAAGUCCAACGACAAACAGAACGGAGAGUCCAAGAUCGAGCCGGACAGAUCACAGUGAAACAAAUGAAGCUGCUUUCAUCACCUAAUGUCACAAGGCUACCCUGAGGUGGCUGGUGAUAAACGAGGAAAAAAAAUCUGCAUUUAUUUUAGUUUUGGCUGGUUUGUUUUUUUUCCCCUCCCCUUUAACUAUGGAUUGAAACACCAGCAAAGAUCCUCCUGGAUGUUGUUUCUUUUCACACUUAUUUAGACAACAGAUCUACUAAACCUGGAAUGAAGCACAGAAGGAAAAAGAAAUGCUCACCCUUAAAAUGGACAGCUGAGAACUGCAAGGAUGUUGAGCCAUCCUGAAUGGACUGCAGCAUUUGAGAAUUUUUCUUUUUUUGUGACAACAUCCACAUAUACACAUCAAAUUGACAAAGAGGUAUUACUAGUUUUUAUCUUUCCCUGGGAAAUGCUCUUUAGGCACAAAAAAAAAAAAAAAAAAAAAAAAAAAAAAAAAUAGGUAAAGCUUACGUGGCAACCUUUGCCCUACUGGACAUGUAUGUGGAAAUCCCAAGGGGUCAAUGAAGCGUUUUUGGUUACGGACUCCAAAAGCACUGCAUGGUUUGUGUUUAUAUGUACAAGAAUGUUUUGAAAUAUUGUUUGUAUGGGGUGUUGUGACUUUUU
Scatophagus argus is the source of this 3925-nucleotide messenger RNA. It is a transcript of the gene grm6b, whose product is annotated as glutamate receptor, metabotropic 6b. The record is from RefSeq and is a predicted model, not a curated record. Bases 615 to 3317 code for a protein of 900 amino acids. Gene Ontology annotation, molecular function: adenylate cyclase inhibiting G protein-coupled glutamate receptor activity. Lineage: Eukaryota; Metazoa; Chordata; Actinopteri; Scatophagidae. The transcript has 11 exons. Gene Ontology annotation, biological process: regulation of synaptic transmission, glutamatergic; G protein-coupled glutamate receptor signaling pathway. Gene Ontology annotation, cellular component: membrane.